Messenger RNA from Triticum dicoccoides, 2061 nucleotides. RefSeq names its product probable fucosyltransferase 8. NCBI's taxonomy places the organism in Eukaryota, Viridiplantae, Streptophyta, Magnoliopsida, Poales, Poaceae. Bases 228 to 1925 code for a protein of 565 amino acids. Gene Ontology annotation, molecular function: galactoside 2-alpha-L-fucosyltransferase activity. Gene Ontology annotation, biological process: xyloglucan biosynthetic process; cell wall biogenesis. The record is from RefSeq and is a predicted model, not a curated record. Gene Ontology annotation, cellular component: membrane; Golgi apparatus. The transcript is spliced from 2 exons.
AGCCUCCAAGUCCAACCACGACGCUCCCACGACAUGCUGGCUCGGUUACCCCGGGUGAGGUCAACCCCACCUGCACGCCAAAGCGAAUCGCCGCGGAUCACGCGACGCAACUCUACGGAGACGUUAAUCGAUCCAUCCCAUGACGAGCUUACGGAUCUUGUUAAAACCGCGGGGCUUUCGUGGCCCGAUCGGUUGACGUAUACUGCGUAUGUGGUUGUGCUAGGGAGAUGAUCAAGGACAUGAGCGGCAACAAGAAGGCGGGAGAUCAUCCGGUGGCGGAUGCGGCGUGGCCGGCGAGGAGGAGGGACGGGAUGGGCAGGGCGGGCGUGCUGCUCAUCGCGUGCCUGUUCACGCUGCCGUUCAUGGCGCUCCUCUUCGGCGGCCGGGCGGGUGCGCUGGCCGUGUGGCAGAACGCCGCCAAGCUGACCGCCAUGGGUGGAGGAUUACUGAACGUCUCUCGUCAGAGCGCCGCCGGUGCGGACGAGCUCUUUGGCGGCCUGCUCUCGCCGGGCUCCGACCGGCGCGCGUGCCUCAGCCGCUACCAGUCCCCGCAUUACUACAAGCACUCCCCGUACGCGCCGUCGCGGCACCUCCUGCGGAAGCUGCGCGACUACGAGGCGCGGCACAGCCGGUGCGGCCCCGGAACGCCGCCGUACGCCAGGUCCGUUGACCACCUCCGGUCCGGCAGCAGCAGCAGCACGGAGGACGCGGAGUGCAACUACGUCGUGUGGAUCCCCUACAACGGCCUCGGCAACCGGAUGCUCUCGCUGCUCAGCACGUUCCUCUACGCGCUCCUCACCGACCGCGUCCUCCUCGUCCACUCCACGGACGACUUCACCGGCCUCUUCUGCGAGCCGUUCCCCGGUACCUGGGUGCUCCCGCCGGACUUCCCCGUCGCCGACAUGUCCUGGCUCGGGGUGGGCUCCAACCAGUCGUACGGGAACCUCCUCGACGGCAAGAAGAUCGCCAACGACCCGGCCAAGGCGACGGCGCGAUCGGUGCCGCCGUACGUGUACCUGCACCUGGCGCACGACCUCCGGCGCUCGGACCGGCUCUUCUACUGCAACGACGACCAGCUCGUGCUGGCCAAGGUGAACUGGCUGCUGGUGCAGAACGACUUCUACUUCGUGCCGGCGCUGUACGACAUGGCCGAGUUCGAAGCUGAGCUCCGGAGGCUGUUCCCGGCCAAGGAGAGCGUGGCGCACCUUCUCGGCCGGUACCUGUUCCACCCGUCCAACUCCGUCUGGGGCAUGAUCACCAGGUACUACCACACGUACAUGGCCCAGGCGGAGGAGAGGAUCGGCGUGCAGAUCAGGAUGUUCUCCUGGGCAACCAUCCCCGUCGACGACAUGUACAGCCAGAUCAUGGCGUGCUCUCGACAGGAGCACAUACUGCCGGACGUCGUCGAUGGCGACGCUGCAGCGAGCAGCAGUAGCCACGACCACGGCGGCUCCAAACCCAAGGCCAUCCUGAUCGCGUCGCUGCAAGCAGACUACUACGACAGGAUCAAGUCCACUUACUACGAGCACGCGGCCAAGGGCGGCGACAUGGUGGGGGUGUUCCAGCCGAGCCACGAGGAGCGGCAGAUCAUGGGGCAGCGGACGCACAACCAGAAGGCGCUGGCGGAGAUCUACCUGCUCAGCUUCUCCGACGUGCUGCUCACCACGGGGGCGUCCACGUUUGGCUACAUGAGCAGCAGCCUCGCGGGGCUGCGGCCGACGAUGCUGAUGAUCCCGGAAGACGGCAAGGUGCCCGAGCCGCCAUGCGUGCGCGCCGUGUCCAUGGAGCCGUGCUUCCACAUGACGCCCGAUGUGGAGUGCCGGGGGAAGGCGGUGAACAAGGAGGAGCUGUCUCGCCAUGUCAAGGAGUGUGAGGAUGUAGGCAAAGGAAUUAAAUGGAUCAAAGGUAUCAAGUUAUUUGAUUAGAAUCCAACUGGUCAUCAACCCGAGUUGGCAGAAAAUUUUGUUGUAGCUAGUUUUUGUAGUGAUUUCGAUCGAUUUAUAAUCUAUUUAUAACUCUAAAAUUGCACAUUUGAGUUAUAUUUGUCCACAACAGUUGCAG